This is a messenger RNA of Oppiella nova, 1281 nucleotides long. NCBI's taxonomy places the organism in Eukaryota, Metazoa, Arthropoda, Arachnida, Sarcoptiformes, Oppiidae. The record is from the annotation of a GenBank genome assembly.
AUGACAAACUCGCGCAACAACUCAAUCAACUCAUUGAUCGAUGAAUUGUCGGACUUAUUAUCGGAAACCAAAUCCAAGCCCACCGUCAAAGAUGACGAAACAAACCAGAAGUCGUCAAACAGUAAGACAAUUGAAGACAUAGACGUGAAUACAUUGCAGACAUCGUUGGAGACAAUCGCAGAAAUGCUUGAACGCGAUGAUUGUGACCAAUAUUUUCACGCACUCUUCCCAUUGAUAUUGCAUUUGAAAACUAGUAUAAACUCUUUGUUUUGGAUCAAUUCGGGUGAUAACAAACAGUUCAGUCCAAACUCGGCUGAACUCACGUACUCUAACGUGAAUCUCAACUCCAUUUGGGAAACAAUUAGCUAUAAAAUCGAGAAAUUAAUUAUGAAUUCAAUGAUUAGAUGCGAUUACUUUGAAAACGAGUUGGACUUUGAAAGGGUUUGCUCUGAAUUGGGUUUCUUGUAUGACUUGAAGGAUAAUAAGUUAGACAAACAGACGUUUAACGAGGGGUUAGACAUAUGGAGACUGUUUGAUACGAUAAGAGUCUGCAAACUGGAGUCGGAUGCCAUUGAAUCCACUGAUAGACCCAUUGACUGGUUUCUGAAUCGUCUAGUUUUGAUGAUUAACUUUGAUCUCAGAUUAUAUAAAAGUGGUUAUUUCGGGGCUAUUAGUCUGCAAUACAGUCAACUCGUUAUGCCAUACAUACAGACAUUGAAAGUCCGAUUCACGGCUGAGUUAUCUCUACUCAACACAAACAUUGAUAAUUUGAUUGCACUCUUGAAAUGUAUGAUACAAUUGGACCGGAAUUUAGAGCAAAUAAAGCAAGAAUUUCCGCGACUUAUGGAAAGUCCCGAAACUGAUGAACAGUUUGAGUUCAAUUGGAAAGCAGUCAUUGAGUCCAACAUUAAUGUGAAUUUGUUUCACAAAAUGUUUAGUCAUUUCAACGAUUAUGAAUACCUCUGUUGUUUGGACUCGUUUAAGACAUUCCUCUCGUAUGCCAUCUCUGCUAAUAUCAUAGACUUCUUUGUCCACCACUUUAAUGAUGUCAAGCAUAACAGUUGGACAGAGUUUGACGGGUCAACCAUCUUAAGCACCGAACCCCGUAUCUGGUGGUACACCGCUCUCGAGGGGAUAAUCACACCAUUAGUUGACAAACAUUUAAUGCAUAAUCUAAAGGCAUUGAUAAAUAAGUCGCUGAUCUCAUCGGUGGUCACUCCAGAGAUUAAAGAGAUAUACACUUCUAAUCAACUCAUAUACGAAGGCAUGACUUGUUUAUAA